Messenger RNA from Sycon ciliatum, 3300 nucleotides. RefSeq lists its product as uncharacterized. The record is from RefSeq and is a predicted model, not a curated record. NCBI's taxonomy places the organism in Eukaryota, Metazoa, Porifera, Calcarea, Leucosolenida, Sycettidae. The transcript has 3 exons. Bases 94 to 2991 code for a protein of 965 amino acids.
CGUGUGUUUGGAUGGACGUUAGAGUCGUCCCAUUGCACAUUUCUUCUUUCUAUCAUCAGCUUGACGACUGGCGACGGGAUCUUUACAAUCAUCAUGGCGUUCCGCUGCUGCACCGUUGAGCUGGCCCAGUCAGUGCAGGUGCUGCUCUUGUUGCUUUCUGCCCUCUGCGGCCUCUCGCACUGCGGCGACCGAUUCACAUUCGGCUACGAUCACAAGGCGGUGAACUACGAUGGUUUCGAGCUGCUGAAACGCCUGCGCAAUGGCGGCGUUCCCGAGGACAUUCCGGAGAACUUCGACUGCGAAGUGCGCCACUUGACGUACAACGUGAGCCUGAAGACCCAGCCGGAGCGCGCUCCGAUGAAAAGCGUGUGGGACGCCCUUCAGCUGACCACGCUAUGCGGCAAAACAUUCGACGAAACGACGGGGGCCUCCGCAGCCAGAGCCGCUCUACAGGCACGCGAGGCGAGGCUUGCCCUGGAGAAGGAGCAACAUCGAGCCACACAUCGGUACGAGUACAGUGUCUACGUGGAUGCAGUUCGCGGUGACGAUGCCUCGGUGGACGGCUCGUCGGAGCGGACGCCGUUCAAGUCCAUUCAGCGAGCACUCCGCCAGACGAGGAAGUUCAGACAGCAGCAAGGCGGUGAUUGGCAUGUCACUGCCAACAUAGUCCUGCGCGGUGGAGUCCACUACCUGAACGAGACUCUGCAGAUCACGGCAGCUGAUAGCUCUACCACCCUGGAAUCGUAUCAGGGAGAGACAGCUGUUUUGAGUGGUGGUAUGCCACUGUCCGUAGAGUGGACUGCGUACAAUACAUCGGGUGGAGUGCAGAUGAUUGUCGAUCAGGGGCAAAACAAUAUCUAUGGGCAGGUGGGACAGGCUGGGAGCAGUACACCCACCAUACACUACAAAGGCAAGAUGGACACCGCGGAGGAAUGCCAGCAGCUGUGCAAGUACAACUCCACCGAGGACGUGUGCAACUCCUGGGUGUGGCACGGACAGUCACAGGGCGAGUGGCGACACAUGUGCUAUCACCGCAGCGAUCACGUGUGGGCGCCGACCAAAGAGAACGACAUGACCAGCGGCCAUUGGCUGCGAGGACCAAACGUCUACGUCGCCGAUGUCGGCACUGGUGUACCGGAGAAACUUGGGCUCGGUCUGUUUGUCGCCAGCACUGCUGAGGACGCGGCGACCGGGAAUCUGUGGCGUGCCACGCGUGCUCGAUUCCCGGACAUUGUCUCGCAGGAGGUGACGCAGUUUCCGAACGGCUGGAUCGGCGGCGGCGUCGACUGGGACAAGCCCAGGGACUUUGGCAAGCCGAACUUCACCACCGUGGAUCACCCGACGUACGAUCUAAACCCUCUGUUCACCAACUAUCGUGUGGGCACCGGAGGCCCGUGCAGUAUAUUCACGCCGCCGGAGUCGUACUGGUGUUCCGACCAUGCCGAGGGCGGCGGUCCACACAUGUUCCAGUCGCCGAGCGGCGUCACGUUUCACAAGGAUGCGCUGAACAAGCCGUCGUACAAUGGCACGCUCUUCGCCUCGUCGGCCGUCCUGCACACAUGGCGACCUUCCCACUGGGCCACGUGGAUGUUUGAGUUCAAGGACUUUGACGCCUCCGGGCUGCACGGCGAGUUCUCUCGCGGCGGUUUCCAGGGUGCCCGCGGUGCCAGCACGGGCGCCGAAUGGUGGAUCGACAAUGUCUUCGAGGAGCUCGACUUCCCCAACGAGUACUUCUACAAUCGGGACACGGGCAAGCUGUACUAUUUCCACAAUGCAAGCAGCGGCACAGCACCACCGAGCGGGUUUCAGUUUGUCGCCGCCAAUCUGAAGACGCUGGUGAACAUCACGGGUAGCAAGGCAGCGCCGGUGGUUAACUUCACCAUACAGAACGUGGUGUUGACGGGCGCCGCAUACACCUUCAUGGACCCGCAUGGCGUACCGUCCGGCGGUGACUGGGCGCUGCAGCGGAUGGGUGCCGUGUUCGCCGAGGGCACGGCAAAUCUCACCGUCCGCAACUGUCUCUUCAAGAACCUCGACGGCAACGCACUGUUCCUGUCCGGCUUUGUCCACGAUAGCGUCAUCUCCGGCAAUGAGUUCACGCUCAUCGGCGACUCUGCCAUAGCGGCAUGGGGCUACACGGAUCUCAUCGACGGUACCAACCAGGAGCAGCCGCGCCGCACUCUCGUCGAGUCGAACUUCUUCCACGAGCUCGGCCUCUACGAGAAGCAGGCCAGCUGCUGGUUUCAGGCGCGCUCGGCGCAAACGCGACUCUCCAAGAACGUCUGCUUCAACGGCCCGCGAGCCGGCGUGAAUUUCAACGACGGCUUCGGCGGCGCUAACGUCAUGGCGGACAACGUUCUGUUUAACCUGUGCCGCGAGAGCUCCGAUCACGCGCCGUUUAACUCCUGGGACCGGCAGCCGUUCGUGACGGCCGUCGCCAAUCCCGCCGCGCCGUCCGUCUACCCCGCCGUGAACAACUUCACGCACAAUCUAGUCAUCGGCUACUACGGCUCCAGCAUGUGCUUUGACAACGACGACGGCAGCGCCUAUUAUCACCAUAGCAACAAUUACCUGGUGUACGGCGGACACAAGAGCAACUUCUAUGGCCACGACAAGGUCUCCACAAACAACUACAAUAUCUACCCACGGGUGUACGAGCUGGUGUGCUUUCGCAUGAGCUUCGCCGCGGUGAAUCGCACGCACGCCGACGCCUACCUGAACUGCACGUGCGUGCUGCAGGGCGUGAGCGGCGAGCACAUGUACUCCAUCCUGCCCGAGUGCGAUCUGAACAAGCCCGACACGCUCUUCUUCAAGACCGGUGGCAACACGGUGUACACACCCAGUGGCAAGGCCGAGCUCAAGAUGUGCGGCAAGUCGCUGACCUCCGACCAGUGGCUGGCCAUGAACCUGGACCCGGGGACCAGUGUUAAGGUGUCGCCCGAUGUGGACACGAUCAUCGGGUGGGGAAAAUCCCUGUUUGGAAUUCCGUGACGACUCGCACGUGGGGAAGUACGUGCUCGGAUUGGUUGACAAUACUAUUUCCUAGUGUGCAAUAUGAUUAUUCUUUGUGGACCAGAUUCAUAUUUUACAGAGAAGAAAAUCUAUGCUUAUUCAUAGGUCGAUAGUAGAAAUUUGGUGUGAGAGUUUGUGUUUUGAUGGUAGGAAAGACUGAUGGUGAUGAUCUAUGCAUGAGUUGUUGCUGUUCAGCAUGCAAUGUUGCACUUGGUGACACUGAGUAAGAACACAUGCAUACACAGAUGCCCUUCGCUUGCAUGUCAAGAGUUGCCGAGUAACCCCAGA